AUGAAAACGGUAUUAUUCUGGCUCUUCGUGUUGGUGGUUUGCACUUAUUGCCACGUUCAAUUUAAGAGUAUUGGUCGUCAUGCUUGGCGUUGUAAAGAGAAGCUUAAUAAUCGCGAAAGUGUUAACGAAAGAAACGAGCAGCCUACGCUGAUUGAUCGUAGUUCAGUGCAAGAAACGCAUAAUACAAAUGAAGCUGUUUUGAGAAAUCAAGGUAGAAUUUCAAAUGUUGAUGGUGUCCAAUGGUGUUGUGGGAAGAAGUAUAAAAAUUUUAGAGGUCUUAAAACCCAUCAAAGAUCGUGUCGAUUUGUUAAAGGUAUGAAUAAUGAACUUUUGUUUGAGGAGAGUGAAGUAACAAUCUAGACGAUGAUUUAUCUGUCGAACUUGACGGCCUUAUUUCGGAUGAUACUCCUGGUCUUAAGCCGGGUGUUAAAUUGCCUAAAAACGAAUGUGAAUGGAGGGAAGCGAACUUGUAUUUUAGAGCGGAAUUACCAAUAUGUGAUGUGAACGAAAAAUCAAUAAACGAAUGUGCGAUCAAAAUGUCAAAUUUAGUCUAUGAUUAUUUUGCUGAAAACUUCGGGACAGUGAAUAAGAAAAAUGCUCUUGACGAAGAAUUCGACAAGAAGUAUGCUAAUUAUACUAAGCAAGAGUUGAAACGUGAAUUGAAAGCAUUGAAGCAUCAAUCUAUCACUGAUGUGAAUAACAUUAGGUACGUUUCAAAACUAUUACGUAACUGA
Messenger RNA from Paramuricea clavata, 734 nucleotides. NCBI's taxonomy places the organism in Eukaryota, Metazoa, Cnidaria, Anthozoa, Malacalcyonacea, Plexauridae. The record is from the annotation of a GenBank genome assembly.